AUGUCCAUCGCAGACCUCGUUGUAGUCGUUGCCGGAGCCUCCAAAGGAAUUGGCAAAGCCAUUGCACUAUGUGCUGCAAGGGACGGUGCGUCCGUGGUGAUCAACUAUUUGACCGAUGCUUCGGCGGCAGAGGAUCUUGUGACACAAAUCGGCAAUGAACGUGCACUUGCAGUGCAGGCAGAUAUUUCCAAGCCAUCAGAAAUAAUUCGUCUGGUCAAGGAAACCGUGGCACGAUUUGGGAGUAUCGACGUGCUUAUUCCAAACGCGGCCUUCGUACCCGUAGGCGGCCUGCGAGAUAUCACAGAUGAAAGCUUCGAUCGGGCGUUUGCCGUGAACGUCAAGGGACCCUGUUUUGUUGCGAAGGAAGCUGUCCCGUACAUGAAACCGGGCAGCGCUAUCAUCUUCAUCUCUACCGACCUUGCAGACUCUGGUUCGGCGCCUCCAGAGCUUCUACUUUACGUGUCCACGAAAGCUGCGUUGAACCAGAUGACACGAAUAAUGGCCAAGGAACUUGCCACGCAGGGCAUUCGGGUCAAUGCUAUUUCUCCUGGAGCAACGAGGACCGAGCUCUUCAACAAGACCAAUAGUGUCGACACCAUACAAAAGAUUGCAAGUCGGAACCCCUUCAAUCGGAUUGCGGACCCAGAUGAGAUCGCUGAAGCGGUAAGUCUGUUGUGGAAGAAUGAAAGCAGGUGGAUUACUGGGCAGGUGGUGAAGGUGAAUGGCGGUUCGCCAUGA
This is a messenger RNA of Penicillium samsonianum, 738 nucleotides long. Its product is annotated as putative oxidoreductase, short-chain dehydrogenase/reductase family. The transcript has 2 exons. Bases 1 to 738 code for a protein of 245 amino acids. NCBI's taxonomy places the organism in Eukaryota, Fungi, Ascomycota, Eurotiomycetes, Eurotiales, Aspergillaceae. The record is from RefSeq and is a predicted model, not a curated record. Gene Ontology annotation, molecular function: oxidoreductase activity.